Molecule: messenger RNA, 2393 nt
Organism: Tripterygium wilfordii
Lineage: Eukaryota; Viridiplantae; Streptophyta; Magnoliopsida; Celastrales; Celastraceae
Product: IQ domain-containing protein IQM2-like
Exons: 8
Coding region: 229-2235 (668 amino acids)
Source: RefSeq, a predicted model, not a curated record
AUUAGCAUACGAGGUGGGCGAGGGGCUUUUUUUUUCCUUUCGAUCUUUUAAAUAGAGAGAAACAAAGAUAAAAUCCUCAACUCCAUAUAUCUUCAACAAAGAGAGAGCAAUUAUUCAUCCAACGCAAGAGUUCUUAUCCCCCAGUAAUCUUUUCACUGUCUCACAAAUCCACCAUACAUACAAAGGAAUCAAGACCAUAUAGGUUUCAGAAACAGGUUUUGUCCUUGAAUGGGGGUAUCAUUUUCGUGUCCAUUUGCGGAAUACGGUGAUGUGGAGAAUGAAUUGGAAUCUGUUGUUGUCAAAUCUAUCAGCUUUGGAGAUGAUAAAGUGAAGACUCCAGUACGAUCAGUCAGUUUCAAAAGACAAGAUUCAAUACCCACAAUAUUAACAUCCUUGGGUUCUGGAAAGAUGAUAAUCGAAGGAUCAGUUAGCUUUAAGGGCAGAGGAGACGCGAUGAUCUCAAUCAAUCCUUCUUCGUUAGACAAAGAAAAUAUUGCUCCCAUGGCACCAAUCAAAACGAUGACCAAUGAUGUAAAUAAUCAGUCCCCAAGAUCAGAUAGUCCAUCAGGAACGUGCCAACCCUUGUCUCUGGAUCCAAGCAACCCCAAACAUGAGGCCGCAACAAGGUUGCAGAAAGUGUACAAAAGUUUCCGAACCAGAAGAAAGCUUGCAGAUUGUGCUGUUCUUGUUGAGCAGAGCUGGUGGGAGCUCUUAGACUUUGCUGAACUCAAGCGAAGUUCGGUAUCAUUCUUUGACAUUGAGAAACAUGAAUCUGCCAUUUCACGUUGGUCACGAGCAAGAACAAGAGCUGCCAAGGUAGGAAAAGGUUUGUCAAAGAAUGAUAAAGCCCAAAAAAUGGCCUUGCAACACUGGCUUGAGGCUAUUGAUCCGCGGCAUCGAUAUGGACACAAUCUACACUUCUACUAUGAUAAAUGGCUUCAUUGCCAGAGUAGAGAACCCUUCUUUUACUGGUUGGAUAUAGGAGAGGGCAAAGAAGUAAAUCUUGAUAAAUGCCCUCGAUCAAAACUUCAACAACAAUGCAUCAAGUAUCUUGGUCCAAUGGAAAGGAAGGCCUAUGAAGUCAUUAUCAAGGAUGGGAAGUUUUUAUACAAGCAAACGGGGGAGUUCCUGCACACACCUAGUGAUGCAAAAUGGAUUUUUGUCCUCAGCGCAUCUAAAAUCUUGUAUGCUGGCAAGAAAAAAAGGGGUACCUUCCAGCAUUCGAGCUUCUUGGCUGGCGGAGCCACUAUUGCUGCUGGGAGAUUAGUUGCUGAAAAUGGCAUCCUUAAGGCAGUCUGGCCUCACAGUGGUCAUUAUCGCCCCACAGAAGAGAAUUUCAGGGACUUCGUUUCUUUUCUCAAAGAGAAUAAUGUGGAUCUCACAGAUGUUGAGAUGACAUCAAUCGAUGAAGAAGAAGAUUCAACUAGCAGACAACGAAGCAGUAACCAUCUUAGAAGCAACUCUGCAGAGUACUUGCCUGAAAUUGUGAAUGUUACAGAGACUGAAGCGGUCAGUGUUGAAGAUUUGACUCAAGAGAACAUUGAAUCGAUGGAACAAGAGUAUGCUGCUGCAUUGAAACCAUCAAAGUCAAGGCGGUGUCGAAACCUUAGUAGAAAAUUGACCGAUCUUAAAAUACCAAAAGAGGAUGGAUUCCCUGAGCGAUUACAAAAUGAAAAUUCCGCUGCUGGACCAAGUUGUGCCAAUGGUGUGGUAGACUCUCCAAUGGGGAAUGGCUAUGAAACAGCAGAAGAAGCAUUUACCUCGGAUCAAGAAUCCACGCCUCUUGAACAAAACUCGUUUGAUGAAGGAUACAAAGCAGAAGUAGAGACUCUUCCUGAAGAAUCUAUUCUACGAAGAAUCAACUCGAAAAAAGGAACAAAGUCUUACCAACUAGGGAAACAAUUGUCUUGCAAAUGGACGACUGGAGCAGGGCCUCGUAUAGGGUGUGUGAGGGAUUAUCCAUCAGAGCUCCAGUUACGGGCUCUGGAGCAAGUAAACUUGUCUCCACGAAGUGCUGGACAUUUUAGAACAUACUCGUCUCCUCGAAACAGUAGUAGACCGAGUCCAAAGACAUCAUCCAUCCUCAGUCAUUGUAGUGGGGCUGUGGCAGAAACUGCAGACUCCUCAGUGCCUGAGAUAGGGAGUUUAAAACAGAAAAGAUCACAGUCCUUCCCAUUACAGAGAAAUAAUGAGUUUUUGGUUGAUAUUUCUUUUUGUGUGAAUAGAAAAAGAUAGCCCAGGAAAUCUUUAUUAUUCUUUUCAGUUCAAAUCAUGUAUACUUUUUUUUUUUUUUAAAUUCUUUCAUUUUGUACAUUGUAAUAAGAUGAAAUUUGUAGAAUCCUUUUGGGUUUUGGAACCCUUCAAUACAAAAGAAAUUAUUCACUUUUCUUAAA